GUUACGAGAUUGCGAAAGUAACUAUUUGUCAGGCGCCUGUAAUGAUUCUGUUAUGGGUGUCAGCAUUUUUAGUGCACUUGGCUCUGAUCUUGUACAUAGCAUUACCGUUGAUUGUAGAGAAGUUUCCUGCUUUUUGUCGGCGACUAGUUUUUAAAACACACAGUGGACCUAGCUUUGGUUCCCGAGUUUAUACACACUUUGAAUCUGUGGACAUCCCUAGUGGGCAUGGCCACAAUUUCUACAUCGCUUCUCUAGAUGACAAAGCUCUGUUAGGAGUAUGGCAUAUUCUUCCAUCGAAUAAUGAAGAAAUUAGUGCUACCGAUUCACGGAGUUAUGAAGAAAUAAUGAAUUCAUUGCCUAAUGAUUUGCCUGUAUUUAUUUAUUUCCAUGGCAAUUCUAAAUCAAGAGCUAUUCCUUGGAGGGUAAACAUUUACAAACUAUUGUCAUCUCUUGGCUAUCACGUUUUUUGUUUCGAUUACAGAGGUUAUGGCGAUUCAACUGGGUCAUUAACUGGAGAACAUGACUGUCUACUGGAUAGUUUAACAGUUUUUCAAUUUGUUUGUAAACGGUUUCCUUCAGCGCCGAUUUUCUUUUGGGGUCAUUCACUUGGUACUGGGGUUGUCGGUUGUCUUAUGGAUCAUUUAAAUAAAGAGCAUGAUUCUUUACCAAAUAUUCGUCUUCCAAAAGGUAUUAUUCUCGAUGCCCCAUUUACAUGCUUAACUGAUGUGAUACAUCACAGAAUAUUCAUGAAGCCUUAUCAAUUAAUGCCAACUUUACAAGAACGAUUUGUAUCGGCUAUGAACAAAGUAAAAUUGUCAUUUAAUACACAGUCUAACCUAAUAAAUUGUCCCAUUCCGAUAGUCAUAUUACACGCUGAAGAUGAUGCUGUUGUGCCAUUCACUUUAGGAAAAAAGGUAAUCAUUAUAACAAUUUCAUUUGAUAAAAUACUUAACGAAUUCAUAUUUCUUUGUUGAUUUUCGGAAAAGAAAAAUAUCAUGUUGAGUGAUUACACUGGGUUUUGAUUGUGUUUACUCGGGUGUUGUUAAUCACUCAAUGUAUGUUUUUUUUGUCGAAAUCAUUCAUUAACGAAAUUUGUUAGUUCUGAUUUUGAGAUUUGAUAAAAGAUAUAAAUUAAGAAAGAGUUGAAUAAAUAUGAUCGAAGGUCUUAUGACUCAAAGUUAUUGGUUCUUUUAUCAUCAUGAAAAGUUUUCAUUAGUUAUUUUAUCAGUGUAGAGCAUGAAUUUAGUCUGUUAUGUCUAAGCUUUUAUUUGUCAUUAUAAUUCACGAAUUGAAGAAAUCCCUCAAAAGUAGUAUCUGUAAAAAAUAACUUAAAUUCCACCUAAGAUCUGAUAGUAAUGCUUUAAUUAUGACUCAGUAAAAAAUAAUGUGGUUGACAAUGUUGAUAUUAUGCAUCUAUUAUAUAAAUAUUUCACAUUAUACUGUACGAAAAGAAUAUGCUAGACAAGGUGGAAAUUAAAUAUUGUAAAUAGAAAAAAGUGGGAAAAAAUCAUUUGAUCAAUAAGUAAAUAAAUACAGUAAUAAAUAAAUCAUAUGCUUCAAUAAAUACUACAAUCGAGAUAAGGUUCACUUUAUACAUGCGAAGAAUUUACUAGAAAACCACGGAAAGAAUUCUCCCAGCUUCAGUUCUGAGCCAUGUCUAAUAGCAUCCCAUACCACUGAAAUUGAUGAUCUCUUGGGUUACAAUUAAAAAGUCGUAACCGACUUACAGAUGCUGGGCCUAUAUAAAUUUUGUACCAUGGCUUUAUGCCAUUCACUGACUAUCUUCAGGCUUUUUCUGAUCAUUUCUGGUUUCAGCACAUAAUGUGCCAUUAAUUUGAUAUCAAGAUUAUUCUAUUCUCCACCAGAUAAACCUUUCAUGUACACCAAUCCACUGUAAACACUAGAAAUUCAUUUUUAUUCUUUUAUAUUUGCAUGAAUAUCUAUCUUGUGUGAAGCCAGAGGUAGUGUUUAUCGUGGACAGACAAUAAACACUCCGUCACUUGACAGCAUUUAAUGGGCGGAAAAGACCUCUUUACACUCUCGAUUUUACUAAGACAUUUGAGGAAAUUUAAAAUAACUACCACCGGUGAAAUCAGGUAAACAUUGUUUCAAGAAUUUGAGUAAUAAAAGCUAGUCACUAAGGAAAAACAACGUUUUUGUUGCUAUAUUCACCUGAAUUUCCAAGGCUAAAUAUUUUGAAAGUAUUGUUAAUUCUCUUUAUCAUAACAGUUCUUUAUUGAUAUUGACCUGAAUUUUUCUGUGUUGAACUAUUACUUUUAUGAAUAAUAACAAAUAACUAUAGCUUGCUGAAAUUCUUUCAACUAAUGGUACUUCAGUAUUCUUCAAGCCGUACGAAGGCAAACUCGGUUACCGACAUAAUUUUAUUCACACAGCACCAGAUCUUCCGGAUAUUAUUACGUAAGUACUUUAGUGGACGAAAACUCAGGUGGGAACAACCAAUUUAUCAUUUAAUGCAAAAUUACAGAGUUCUUUCGUAAAAUGUGAAAAACCAUACAUUAAAUGCCUCAUUUGCAAAUCUUCCAUGAAUUGUCUCAAACUUCAUCGCUAUUAAAAUUACUCUCUUCUUAAUUCCACGUUCUUUUCAAGUCUAUCUUCGCAACCUUCUGCUGCCAGUCAUUCCACUUCUGAUCGGUGUCACAUACUACUUAUGUCCAUCAACAUAAGUAGCACUCACCGUAUUACUAGCGUUUUUUAAUGUAUGAGGAAUUAAUGUGUUUAACUUGGAACACCUUGAAUUAAGAUAUUUAGUACAGCAUGCUUAAUGUAUGAAGUAACACCGUUUGAUCAGUUCAUUUAACACGCAUCUUAACAUAAUUAAUUUCUUUGGCUGUUAACUGAAGUGUUUAAUUUUCAAAAUGAGGUUGCCUAUGGGUUCAUUGUUAAUAUCAGGAUAAGCAACUCAAUAAACUAAUAAUUUAUGCACACAUAAUAUUUUAGUCAAGUAAUAAUGACAGUAAUGAAUUUUGCACGGAAUAUUUGACAGGUAAAUGAAUUUCUGAAACAAAUGGGACUGAAAACACCAACGAUCGAAUCCUUGUUGACUUCCAAAAAAAUGUUAAUUCCAACGUAAAUAUAUUGCUGCACUCUGUAAGCAGAAGUAAAAUGUAGGAUUUAAAAUUAUACAUUUUUCUUAGGUUUGUCAAAUAAAGUUAGUUAUGGCUGGUUUUAUUUAUUGAAUAAACUAGUGAGAUAUCUAGUUCAUUUACCGAAAACAUGUUUCAGAUGAAUGAUCAAUAGUUACAGUGAAGGGUUUAGGUAGUUGGAAUUCCGGAAACCACUUUUUUAGGCGCUUGAUUUAAUAACUUCAAUAUCAUCUUAUCAUAUUCAAUUUCAAACGAAAAACGCAAUUAUUGUCCAUUUAGUAUAAUACUCAACUCCGCCUGUAGCUCUUAUAGGGUUGCUGCCGGUCCCAAGCCCGAGUAAAGGAGGAGGGUUGGGCAUGGGAUUAGCGUCCCCAUCCCGUAGAAAACUAACUCGCUAAAAAAACGCUUACCAGAAAAAAUAAUCCAAACCAUUUUAACUCUGCCCUGGGAGUUAGAAGGUCUUCAUUUAGAAGAAUUAUGACGCUUCAUGGUGAAAGCCGAGUUCCUUCGGAAGCCACGAGGCCGAUGCCCCUUCUAACAACCAGAGGAAAAAUUUUUAUAGGUACAUGGAACGUUCGAACAAUGUGGGAAACCGGGAAGACCAGUCAAAUAUCAAUGGAAAUGAGGAGAUACAACUUAGCAGUACUGGGAAUCAGCGAAACCCACUGGACCCAAGCUGGACAGAAAAGGCUAGCUACGGGAGAGAUGCUGCUAUACUCCGGUCACGAAGAGGACAAUGCUCCACACACUCAGGGAGUCGCUCUUAUGCUGUCCAAAGUAGCACGAAAUGCACUUGUAGGAUGGGAAUCUCACGGAUCCAGAAUCAUCAAAGUAUCAUUCAAAACAAAGAAGGAGGGGAUCACAAUUAAUAUUAUCCAAUGUUAUGCACCCACCAAUGAUAGCAACGACGACAUGAAAGAUCAAUUCUACGAGCGGCUGCAAUCAAUCAUUGAGAAGUGUCCAAGAAAGGACCUCACCAUUCUGAUGGGAGAUCUAAAUGCCAAAGUCGAAAUAGACAACACUGGAUAUGAAUAUAUCAUGGGAUGACAUGGACUGACUGGAAGAGAGAAACGAAAAUGGAGAAAGAUUCGCAAAUCUGUGUGCAUUCAACAAAUUGGUCAUAGGAGGCACAAUAUUUCCACACAAACUUAUACACAAAGCUACAUGGAUCUCACCGGACCACACUACAGAGAACCAGAUAGAUCAUAUUUGCAUCAACAAAAAAUUCCGAAGGACAAUGGAAGAUGUGAGAACCAGGAGAGGUGCUGAUAUAGCUUCAGAUCACCACCUAGUUGUAUCCAAUUUAAAACUGAAGCUAAAGAAAAACUGAACAGCUGGACAAACAGUAAUACAAAAGUUCAAUACAGCCUUCCUUCGAGAUACUGACAAACUCAAUGAAUUCAAGAUAGCUCUCAACAACAGGUUACAACCCUUACAGGAUCUACUGAAGGAAGAAGAAACUACUAUGGAGGACAACUGGAAAGGUAUCAAAGAAGCAUUAACCUCAACGUGUCAAGAGGUUGUGGACCUCAAGAAGAAUCACCAUAAGGAAUGGAUCUCUACAGAAACACUGGACAAGAUCAAAGAAAGGAAGAACAAGAAGUCAGCAUUAAACAACAGCCGAACACGAGGAGAGAAAGUCCAAGCACAAGCUGAAUACAUAG
Schistosoma curassoni is the source of this 4768-nucleotide messenger RNA. The record is from the annotation of a GenBank genome assembly. Lineage: Eukaryota; Metazoa; Platyhelminthes; Trematoda; Strigeidida; Schistosomatidae.